Lytechinus pictus (painted urchin) is the source of this 2852-nucleotide messenger RNA. Its product is annotated as methyltransferase-like protein 27. The transcript is spliced from 6 exons. NCBI's taxonomy places the organism in Eukaryota, Metazoa, Echinodermata, Echinoidea, Temnopleuroida, Toxopneustidae. The record is from RefSeq and is a predicted model, not a curated record. Bases 285 to 953 code for a protein of 222 amino acids. Gene Ontology annotation, molecular function: methyltransferase activity.
GUACUCAAAGCGAGACAAAAUGUUUCUUCGGUGAUGUGAAUUAACGAGUGAAUAUUUUCAACACCAUUACAUCAAUCGAAGGGGUACACCAUGCAAAAGGAUUUUCUACAUGGACGUAACACAAGUAGUUAGAUUAUUUCAUUGAAGAGAUCUGUAUGACCAGAUACCUCAAGCUCAGUUUCAACCGAUUUUACAUCAAUCAAGGAUCUGAUGACCUUUCUAUUAGCUUUCUGGGUUGUAUAAUAGAGAGUAAUUACUGAUUAGAUCAGCUAAACACACGAGAGAUGGCGAAGAAUUCCGAAGAGCUCGCGAUGCACUACCGAGAACUCACGAAAGCCCGACCGGUUAGCGGAGACCCUCAGAAGGUCGUCGAGAGGUACAACGAAUUGGCGGCAACUUACGACGAGCAUUCAAAGUUCGUCGGUUAUUCGGCGCCAGCCGGAGCUUGUCGAAGAUUAUGCGAAGUAGUGACGAGCAAGGAAUCUUUAAUUCUAGAUGUCGGGUGCGGUACUGGAAUGCUUGGUGAAUUGCUUCACAAAGAAGGUUAUAGCAACCUCUACGGCCUGGACCCAUCGGAAAGGUCGUGUGACGUAGCGAGGUCAAAGGGUUGCUAUGCGACCGUCAUUCAGGGCGUGGCAAGACCAGAGUCCCCUCUGAGUUUUGACGAUGGCUAUUUUGACGCACUAGCUAGCAGUGGAACAUUUCAACCAGGCCAUUGUGAUCACAACGAUAUCCCUGAACUGAUACGGCUUUUAAGAUCAGGUGGAUUCAUGGUGAUAUCUACCCGGAAGGCGUCCCUGAACGAGACAGACAGCUACCGGGUCAAAAGCACGCUGAAACAUCACGUGGACACCGGAGUCUUGCAAGAAUUUUCCUACCAGGAAUUCGACGAUUACUUUGGAUUUGCUACCGAGGAUGUGACAGGAAUAGUCCUGACUUACAAAAAGAACUAAAGGGUAGUUGAAACCAUAUAGAAUGGACUCCAGUAACCAUGGUAACCAUGACAAGUGAACUUGUAACGCAUCUAUUUCUUAUUAUUCUAAUUAAUAAUGUCCGUUCAACAGUAUUUCAAGGGAAGAGCAAUAAAUCGACGUUUAUUCUGACACAUUAGGCCUACACUCUAAAAACACUGAGUAAAAAUUGUAGCCAAUAUUGGUUUAGAAAGGGAACAUGCAUGUUUGCUGGGUAUUUUUUUUACCCUACAUUGGGCUCUUUCAGCGCAAUAUUGCGUAAAAUUUACAAAAUAUUGGGUUUCAUUUUACCCAACCAACAUGCAUGUUCCCAUUUUACCCAAUAUUGGGUAAACCUUUUUUUAGAGUGUAGGGAGUCUUUGCUUAACGAAUCACGAUUGAUUCGAGAACAUAGAAAAGGUAUUUUCAAAUGCCUUCCAUGACAAUGAACUACCAAGAAGUCUUUGUCGAAAUUGGUGAAAUUGGUCAACUCCAAAACUUAACACAAAACUACUUUUCUGGUUCACCAAUUUUCGACAAAGACCUCCUAGCCGCUUAUUGUCAUCUGACGGGCAAUCUCAAUGCACUUUUACUGUGUCCUUGAAUCUGCCGUGUAUCGCGGUGCAUGAACGCCCAAUUCUUGUAAGUCUUUUCGCUAUCUAGUUACAUUAUUCCGGACUUUUCGCAUUUACUACAGAGAACACUCUCUACAACGCACCAAUUCCUUUGAAAAUGCAAAUCAAAUCACAAUGGAGAGCUGAUUGGCUUUUGUCGAAAGUUGGUGGACCGGGGCCGCAUCGGAAUCUCUAGACUCUGGACGACGACAUAUUUGCAAUUGUUCGUCCGGUGCAUAUCUUCGGAUGAUCUGCUGUCCCAGUACACCAACUUUCGACAAAAGCCUCUCCAUUGUGAUUUUAAUUGCAUUUUCAAAGGAGUCGAUGGGUUGUAGAGAGUUUCCCCGUAAAUGCGAAAACUCUCUAUUGAAUGCUUUACUGUACAGAAGACACUGAUCCAUGUGUAUUCGAGUUUGUGGUAUAUUAAGACGCGUAUAAAUAUGAGACAAUUUAUAACAAUCUUGCUGAAGCCACCUUGCCAAGUAAACCUAAUUCUGUAUUUUUUUUUUUUUUAAUACCAAAUUCUUAUAUGCUAAAGUAAAGAAAUACAUUCGAAUAAUUUGUUUGAUACGGAUAUCCCUUCAGAGUUAUGAACCAAAGACUAAUAUUAAGACAUCUUCUUUUAACUUUUCAUCCAACUUAAUUUGAUUGUUACAAAUUUAGAUUGAUGAUCUGCUUUUUCAACGAUUUCAAUAAAAAAAUGCAAUUAUGUUAUGACAAUAAGAAGACGAAAGACAAAAUGUAACCAAAGUAACAAAAUAGAAAGUACCUAAUUUUUACAAAAAUAAGACACGUAUAUAAUUUCAUGUUGCUAUUUGAAAUAGAAUUUUAUUGUGGAAUAAAAGUAGAAUCGAGUCUGGUUUUGUGCUUAUUUUUAUCAGCAGGUAAAAUAUCUUGUUUCAAAAGAACAAAGAUGAUUCAUGUUCUCGGUUAUCCUGGUAAAGAUACAGUAUGUGUAAAAAAAAAAAAAAAAAAAGAAUACGACAAAUGCAUGAUAAUCUAUGACUUUGGUUAUUUUCUGAACCAUAUUCGGAUCGAUUAUUGUGAUUUUUGAAUAAUUUUAACAGAUAAAACACUUUAACGAAUUUACAUCAUUUCGAUGCUAGUCCACUGUGCCCAGAACGAAAAGUAAAAUGUUCUUAAGUAUAGGGAUUACAAAAGGGAACAAUAUAAUUUGCCCAAAUGUAUUUCUCAAGUAUAAUAUAAUGUAGAAAAACAAAAUUGUAAUAGGUAAGAUAAAAUAUACUUCAAGAAACAUAUGAUUCGAUUCAGUUCUAUUCACAAUUCU